This is a messenger RNA of Colletotrichum siamense, 1230 nucleotides long. RefSeq names its product Galactose-proton symporter (gene galP). Gene Ontology annotation, molecular function: myo-inositol:proton symporter activity. The record is from RefSeq and is a predicted model, not a curated record. The transcript is spliced from 4 exons. Gene Ontology annotation, cellular component: membrane. Gene Ontology annotation, biological process: transmembrane transport. NCBI's taxonomy places the organism in Eukaryota, Fungi, Ascomycota, Sordariomycetes, Glomerellales, Glomerellaceae. Bases 1 to 1230 code for a protein of 409 amino acids.
AUGGCUUCGGACCCGAAGCGAGAGAAGAUCGGUGACCGGCCAUCCUCGGACCGGUCCGAGGCUGAGUUCGCUCACAUGGAUCACCCCGGACGAGCCUCCGAGGCCACAGCCGUUGAUAAGGAAGAGCAGAAACGGCUAGAGGCUUCUCAAAAGCUGGAGAACCCUCUUGGUGGCUUUACUCCUGAGCAACUUGGUCGUAUGGGUGAAGAGUACUGCGAGAAGCAUGGCAUCACAGACGAGGCGGACGUGAGAGCGUUCCGCCUUGGCGCCAUGAUCGCUGGAAACAUGAACAAGUACGACACGAUGAGAGACCUGACUGCCCAAGAGCGGGCUGUUCUUGACGGGGAGACUACUCAUAAAUGGCGUAACCCAAAGAUGCUCUACGCUGUUGUUGCGAUCUGUUCUUUCUGUGCUGUUGUCCAGGGUAUGGACGAAACAGUCGUCAAUGGUGCUCAAUCUUUCUACAAGAAGCAGUUUGGGAUUGGCGGCGAGACUGAGCGAGACACCUGGCUACUUGGUCUCGUAAAUUCAGCACCGUACCUCUGCUGUGCCUUCAUCGGCUGUUGGCUUACAGAGCCCAUGAACAAGGCUUUCGGACGUCGAGGAACCGUAUUCAUUUCAUGUGCCAUUAGCGCAGUCACUUGCUUCGGUCAAGCGUUCGCCAACUCCUGGUACACCAUGUUCAUCGCACGUUUUCUGCUUGGCCUGGGUAUCGGACCAAAGUCAGCCACCACGCCCAUCUUCGCCGCCGAGACAGCUCCAAAGUCGAUCAGGGGAGCACUCACCAUGCAGUGGCAGCUGUGGACAGCUGUAGGUAUUGCCGGAGGAUACGUUGCCGAUUUGGCCUUAUACUAUGUCCCAGACCGAAGCGGCAUUACCGGACUGAACUGGAGGUUGAUGAUGGGUUCAGCUGGAGUCCCGGCAGUCAUUGUAUGCGCGUGUUGCUACCUCAUCCCGGAAUCUCCCCGAUGGUACAUCUCAAAGGACCGCCACGUUGACGCAUACAAAUCAAUGUGCCAGCUCAGAUUCGAAAAGGUCCAGGCCGCCAGAGAUCUCUUUUACGCCAACGCCCUACUUGAAGCGGAGAGAGAAACACAAGCCAUUGGAAAGUCUAACCGUAUUCUCGAACUAUUCACCCGAAUACGCAAUAGAAACGCCAUGACGGCGUCGCAAAUUGUUAUGUUCAUGCAGCAGUUUUACUUGAAGGAAGGUAUGAUGAUAUUCCUAUGA